GAAGGACUCAGCUAUGAGACAUCACCAUUUCAGCUUGCAUAAUUAGAAAAGAUUAGACUCAAAAACUAACUUUUUACAAGUUUAAUGCUACUUUGGCAAUAGCUGUUGGUGCAUUUAAAAAGUUCACAACAAUGGAUAUCAGCACCAUGUCAAACAUCACAGAGACCUCAACUGUUACCACGGAGAACAAUGUUACAAUGGUGAAGGAUAUAAUCAAGCUACAUGCCCUUUCUCUUUGGUUACAAAUGACCAGUGACUUGGUGAUUAUCAUGUUUAUUGUAAUCAGCAAUGGGUUAGUAUUGUGGACAGUAUACAAGGUGUCAUCAUUGCAUACAAUUACCAGCAUCUUUAUCGUGAAUCUCUCCGCUGUUGAUCUGAUUUCUGGUGUUGUUGCCGUCCCUAUUAACUGUGUGACGAAUUACAUCAUACCACUGACAACAGGGACAUACACUGAUAACAAAUAUUUGUGUAUACUGAAGACUUUCUUGCUUCUCCUUUGCAUUGGGUUGUCCAUAUAUGGUCUUGUGGCUAUUUGUAUUGAGCGCUAUAUAGCAGUUAUUCAUCCAUUACGAUACUACACCUUGAUGACCGCAAAAAGAAGUAUAGUUUUGUUGGCAUGUAUCUGGAGUUAUUGUUUUAUUGCAUGUGGGCUCAUGUUCUUUGAUGGUUUCAAUACAUAUCAAGUAGGACUACAGUGUUCAACUCAUAACACUUUAAAUCCUACUUAUUUUAUGUUCUUAAAAUUGAACACUUUAGUGCCCUUCCUUGUUACCAUUGUUGUGUAUUCACGUAUAACAUGGGUGGCUAUGAAGCAUCGCUUAAAGAUCCAAAGUGUUUUGGCGAGUAUAGAUAAUGCAAGAGCAGUUGCAUACAAUAAUGAUCGCUAUGUGGCUCUUACAAUGGGAUUUGUCCAAGGUGUAUUUCUGUUGAUGUAUACACCAUUUAUCAUCUUAUCAUCCUUACCAAUGCAUAAAUACAAAACUAUGAGUUGGUUUACCACAGUAUGGUAUGUCACAUCUGCCUUGUUGUACAUAAACAGCGGUGUGAAUCCUUGGAUAUAUGUUAUAAGACUCAAACGAUAUAGAGAUGCGAUGAAAGUGGCUCUGAGACUGACAUCCAUUCAGGAUACUGAAUUGACAGUGAGCACUAUAACAACAUGAUUAUCUCAGAAAGUGAACUUUAGCAGGAGGUCAUAGUGAAAAUAACUUUAGAUCUGCCUGGACAAUAACUCUAACUCUUUCUCAGAUUUGGCCCACUUGUAUUUAAGUCGAUACAUUAUGGCAUGGCGUUUCUUCUCAAGAGGGAACUAUAUGCUACCCAUUUUUCAUUCAUUGACCAUUUUCUGGCUACUUGAAUAAACACAGCUAGAUUUGAAUCACUUUGAAUUUUGGUGCUUUGUGAUAUCACAUAAUGUAAAUCAAUCAGAAAUGUAAUGAUAAAAUUAUGAUAUCCACCUACAGGCCUAAAUGUUUUAAACGAGGACUUUUUGUAACAUAACAAUUUUAAGAAUCAAAAAUGACUGUGCA
Molecule: messenger RNA, 1526 nt
Organism: Owenia fusiformis
Lineage: Eukaryota; Metazoa; Annelida; Polychaeta; Sabellida; Oweniidae
Source: the annotation of a GenBank genome assembly